This is a messenger RNA of Aethalodelphis obliquidens (Pacific white-sided dolphin), 810 nucleotides long. It is a transcript of the gene MZB1, whose product is annotated as marginal zone B and B1 cell specific protein. Gene Ontology annotation, biological process: regulation of B cell proliferation. The transcript has 4 exons. Lineage: Eukaryota; Metazoa; Chordata; Mammalia; Artiodactyla; Delphinidae. Bases 31 to 597 code for a protein of 188 amino acids. Gene Ontology annotation, cellular component: extracellular region; endoplasmic reticulum chaperone complex. The record is from RefSeq and is a predicted model, not a curated record.
UCCCUGCUUGCUGAGCCAGCUCCACAGACCAUGAGGCUGUCGCCGCUGUUGCUGCUGCUGCUGGGGUCCUGGACCAUCCCAGGGGGCCUUGGGGACAGGGCCCCGCUCACAGCCACCGCCCCUGAGCUGGAUGAUGAAGAGAAGUUCUCAGCACACAUGCCUGCUCACCUGCGCUGUGACGCCUGCAGGGCAGUGGCCUACGAGAUGUGGCAGCAUCUGACAAAGGCAGAGGCCAAGCUUCACACCCUGGACUCCGGGGGCCGUGGCAAGCUGAGAGAGUCGGUAUACACAGACGUCCUGGACCAGAGCUGCUCCCAGACCUGGCAGGGCUACGGAGUUGGAGAAGUGGACCAGGUGAAGCGUCUCAUGGGCCCAGGACUUAGGAAGGGGCCGGAGCCGACCAUCAGUGUGAUCAUCAUGGGGGCGCCGUGGCCCACGAGGCUCUCCAAGACAUGCUUUCACUACCUGGGGGAGUUUGGAGAAGACCAGAUCUAUGAAGCCCACCAACAAGGUCAAGGGGCCCUGGAGGCAUUGCUGUGUGGAGGCCACCGGGGGGCCUGCUCAGAGGAGGCACCAGUCACAAGGGCAGAGCUCUAGUCCAGCUCCUCCUUCCCCUUCCUGGUCAGCCCCUAAAGGGAGCUGGGCUUCCUCUGGAUCUGUCCCCUCCUUUCUGCAGGCUGCCUGGAGGGCGGGGAGGCCUUGUUCUUCUGUGCUGCCACUCUCCCUCCCUCCUCCAGCUUCUGGGCCCUGGGGCCCGGGGGGGCGGCCAAGGCCUUCCCCUCUGGACUCAAAUAAAACCAGUGACCUCGA